This is a messenger RNA of Thlaspi arvense, 768 nucleotides long. The record is from the annotation of a GenBank genome assembly. Lineage: Eukaryota; Viridiplantae; Streptophyta; Magnoliopsida; Brassicales; Brassicaceae.
AUGGCUGCCACUGCUCUUGCUGGUGCUACUUCCUCAUCUUCACUUUCUUUCUGCAACAAAGUCCCCCACCUUCUCUCUGAUUACUGCUCUCCCGCUUCAAUCCCCAUCACUGCCUACUUGACUUCCAAAAUAAAACCCAUAAAAUCCCUUAAGCUCAGAUCGCACUAUCUGCAUACCCCUCAGCUAUUUCUCCACUUUGGCUACUCAGUUCGAGCUUCAUCCGCGUUCGACAGUGUUGACGUAGCCGCCACCGAAGAUGAAGAACCUCCAGAAUCUUCUUCAGAGACAGAACAAGGAGAAGAGGAUGAAGAAGACGGGCAAACUGCGACAGAAUCAGCUGAAGCUGGUAGGUUAUACGUGGGAAAUUUGCCGUAUGCUAUGACUUCUUCCGAAUUAAGAGAAAUCUUUGCUCAAGCCGGUAGCGUCGCCUCUGUGGAGAUUGUUUAUGAUCGAGUCACUGAUAGGAGUCGAGGAUUUGCUUUUGUAACGAUGGGUAGUGUUGAAGAAGCCCAAGAGGCAAUUCGAAUGUUCGAUGAAUCUCAAGUUGGAGGCCGUACAGUGAAGGUAAACUUCCCUGAAGUGCCAAGGGGAGGGCUUAGGGAAGCUUUCGGGGACCAGCCUGGUCUGUUAAGUGCCAAGGUCAUCUACGACAGGGACUCUGGACGAUCUCGAGGAGGUGGAAGGGCGACCUUUGCGAUUAAACAUGGCCGAACAAAGAGCUCCGACAACUCCACCAACACAAGCAGGGGAUUCAGAAAACAGUUUUGA